AUGCCCGCAUUUCUCGAUUUGGGGAUUAGAGAUCUAAUGCCUGAAGAGGAUGUUGAGUCAGAGUCUCAAGACCUGGAAAACCUGGAUACCGGCAGUAUAGACGAUAACGGUAGCCUUGAUCACAUCUCUUCAGAGGAUAUGGAUGAGGCAUGUCGUGCCGCCCCUACUCCAGGCGUCAUCAACAGAGCAGCCGAUGCUGCACGUAUUCCACUUGCCAGGCUUUCCGACCAUUCAAAUUAG
Molecule: messenger RNA, 240 nt
Organism: Protopolystoma xenopodis
Lineage: Eukaryota; Metazoa; Platyhelminthes; Monogenea; Polystomatidea; Polystomatidae
Source: the annotation of a GenBank genome assembly